AUGGCCGAAGCAGACGAAGCCGCAAAGGCUGUUUUUCGCCACGAGUCUUUUUGCGACGAUGUGAAGCCCUCUGCGACUGCAGCCACAGCUGCUGUCUGCCCUAUCUUUAGCAUGGCAGACAACCCGGCCGUGCACAUGGACCCGGCGCACCGGGCGGCCGUGGAGAAGCGGCUGAAGCGCAAGCUGGAUGCCCGGUGCAGCCUCUUCGUGCUGAUCUACAUCAUGAACUAUCUUGACCGCAACAACAUCUCGGCCGCGCGGUUGAAGGGCCUGCAGAAGGACCUGCACAUUGACGACACGCAGUUUGCGACCUGUCUCAGCAUCGUCUACGUCGCCUACAUCCUGAUGCAGAUCCCGUCCAACGUGAUGAUCAACCGGGUCUCGCGGCCGUCUGUGUACAUUGGCGUCGCCGUCCUGCUCUGGGGCAUGAUCUCGACCCUUUCGGGCAACGUCCACAGUUUCGGCGGCAUGGUGGCCGUCCGCUUCUGCCUCGGCUUCGUCGAGGCCGCCUUCCUGCCGGGCGCCCUGAUGAUCCUGUCGCGGUGGUACACCAGGCGGGAGCUGACCUACCGCAACGCCAUCCUCUUCUGCGGCAACCUCAUCUCCAACGCGUUCUCCUCCCUGCUCGCGGCCGCCAUCCUGUCCAACAUGGACGGCGUCCUCGGCCACGCCGGCUGGCGAUGGAUGUUCUGGAUUGAGGGCGCCAUUACUAUGCUGAUCGCCAUCCUGGCCGCCUUCAUUUUGCCAGACCUGCCGCACAACUCGCGCGGCUUCACGGUCGAGGAGCUGCAGGUGGCCCAGCUUCGCAUGGCCGAGGACGUUGGCGAGGCCGACAUCGACUCCGAGGAGAUGGGCGUCCUGGACGGUCUCUUCCUUGCCGUCCGGGACUGGAAGAUCUACGUCAUGCUCAUCUUCUUCAUCGCCUACAUCAUCGGCCUCUCCUUCAACGCCUUCUUCCCUACCCUGACCGGUACUCUCGGCUUCGCCACCACGCCCACGCUGCUGAUGAGCGCCCCGCCGUGGGUCGCCGCCUGCAUCGUCUCUCUGCUCGUCUCGCUGCACGCGGACAGGACCCAGGAGAGAUUUUGGCAUGUCGUCGGCCCCAUCUGCGGCGGUCUUGUCGGCUUUGUCAUCAGCAUGUCCACACUCAAUACGGCUGCCCGCUACGUCGCGCUCUUCCUGCAGACGUCCUCGUAUGCUGGCUACGUCGUGACCUACAGCUGGCUGAUCAGCUCGUUCCCGCGUCCGCCUGCCAAGCGCGCCGUGGCCAUCGCCAUCAUCAACGGCUUCGGCCAGCUCGGUAACGUGGCCGGCUCGUACGUCUGGAACCUGCGAGACGACGGCUAUCGCAAGAGCUACGGCAUCGUCACCGCCAUGUUCGGCGUCACCAUUUGCGGCUGCAUCGUCUUCCGCUCGAUCCUGGCCCGCCAGAACAGAGAGCUAGAGCGCCAGGAGCAGCUGGAUUCUUCGGCCGACCCGCGUCUGGUGACGGGAGAGACUGUCAGCAAAGGAUUCCGCUUCUUGCUGUAG
Grosmannia clavigera kw1407 is the source of this 1530-nucleotide messenger RNA. RefSeq names its product tartrate transporter. The record is from RefSeq and is a predicted model, not a curated record. The coding region runs from base 1 to 1530 and encodes 509 amino acids. NCBI's taxonomy places the organism in Eukaryota, Fungi, Ascomycota, Sordariomycetes, Ophiostomatales, Ophiostomataceae. Gene Ontology annotation, biological process: transmembrane transport. Gene Ontology annotation, cellular component: membrane. The transcript is spliced from 2 exons. Gene Ontology annotation, molecular function: transmembrane transporter activity.